Molecule: messenger RNA, 3708 nt
Organism: Strigops habroptila (Kakapo)
Lineage: Eukaryota; Metazoa; Chordata; Aves; Psittaciformes; Psittacidae
Gene: CHSY3
Product: chondroitin sulfate synthase 3
Exons: 3
Coding region: 1-2550 (849 amino acids)
Cellular component (GO): Golgi cisterna membrane
Molecular function (GO): glucuronosyl-N-acetylgalactosaminyl-proteoglycan 4-beta-N-acetylgalactosaminyltransferase activity
Source: RefSeq, a predicted model, not a curated record
AUGGCAGCGCGGUCCCGGAGACCCUGGCUGAGCGUGGUGCUGGGGCUGGUGCUGGGCUUCACCGCCGCCUCCUGGCUCAUCGCCCCCAAAGUGGCCGAGCUGACCGAAAAGAAGAGACGCAGCUCCAGCCUCUGCUCCUACUACGGCCGCUCGGCGGGGCCGGGGGCGGCCGGGGGCGCGGCGGGCGGGCAGCCGGCGCCGCCGGAGGCAGCGGCCGUGCUGGGCGGCACGAGUUUCAAGAGCCCCUGGGAGCUGCCGCCGGCGGCGGACGGAGCGGUUUCCAGCCCCGCCGCUGGUGGGGAAGGAGAGCCGGAGGAGGACGAGGAAGGCGGCGAGAAGCGGGGUAGCCGGCCCGGUGGCAGCCACAACGGGAGCGGGGACUGGGGAGGCUCCCCUGGCUGUGCCAAGCCCCGCAACUUCCUCUACGUGGGGGUCAUGACGGCCCAGAAGUACCUGGGCAGCCGGGCAGUGGCCGCGCAGCGGACGUGGGCGCGCUCGGUGCCGGGCCGCGUGGAGUUCUUCUCCAGCCAGGGUUCCGCCGCGCCCCCCGAGCUGCCCCAGCUGCCAGUCGUCGCCCUACCCGGCGUGGACGACUCCUAUCCGCCGCAGAAGAAGUCCUUCAUGAUGAUCAAGUACAUGCACGACCACUACCUGGACAAGUACGAGUGGUUCAUGCGGGCGGACGACGACGUCUACAUUAAAGGUGAAAAACUGGAGGAGUUUCUUCGCUCACUGAACAGCAGUAAACCUCUGUAUUUGGGACAGACUGGUCUGGGUAACAUUGAAGAACUCGGAAAGCUCGGGUUAGAGCCUGGAGAGAAUUUCUGCAUGGGAGGGCCAGGAAUGAUCUUCAGCCGUGAGGUUCUCAGGAGGAUGGUGCCACAUAUAGGUGAAUGCCUUCGAGAAAUGUACACCACUCAUGAGGACGUGGAGGUGGGCAGGUGUGUCAGAAGGUUUGGAGGAACUCAGUGUGUUUGGUCGUAUGAGAUGCAGCAGUUAUUCCAUGAAAACUAUGAACACAACCGCAAGGGUUACAUUCAAGAUCUUCACAACAGCAAGAUUCACACAGCCAUAACACUUCAUCCAAACAAAAGACCAGCCUACCAAUACAGGCUGCACAAUUACAUACUGAGUCGCAAAAUUUCUGAACUGCGCUAUCGGACCAUCCAGCUCCAUAGAGAAAGUGCCCUGAUGAGCAAGCUCAGUAACAGUGAGGUAAAUAAGGAAGAUCAGCAACUGGGGGUGAUGCCAUCUUUUAAUUAUUUCCAGCCACGUGAAAGGGAUGAAGUCAUUGAGUGGGAGUUCCUGACAGGAAAAUUUCUUUACUCGAUGGUAGAAAACCAGCCACCCCGGCAGAGCCUUAGCAGUGCGCUGAGGGCUGCACUGGAUGACACCGUGAUGCAAGUCAUGGAAAUGAUAAAUGAGAACUCUAGGACUAGAGGAAGGCUCAUUGAUUUCAAAGAAAUACAGUAUGGCUACCGCAGAGUUAAUCCUCUGCAUGGAGUGGAAUACAUCCUGGAUUUACUGCUUUUGUACAAAAGGCACAAAGGAAGGAAAGUUACUGUUCCGGUGCGACGCCAUGCUUAUCUUCAGCAAUCAUUUAGCAAACCUUUCUUCAAAGAAGCAGAGGAGCUGGAUGUAAGCCUGCUAGAGGAUACCAACACUGACAUUCAAUCUUUUGCUUUUCUUUCAAAUUCUUUGAAGAUUUUUUCCUCAUCAUUCCAGGGCACCAAAGAUGUUGGAGGACGCAGACACAAGAAAAUACAUAUUCUUGUCCCUGUCACAGGAAGAUUUGACAUCUUUUCAAGAUUUAUGGAUAACUUUGAGAAGACUUGUCUCAUUCCCAGGGAGAAUGUGAAGUUGGCAAUAAUUCUCUUCAGUUCCGAGUCAGGCCAAGACUCCAGCAAACACAUAGAGCUAAUGAAAGAAUACAGCAUGAAGUAUCCUAAGGCAGAUAUGACCCUGAUUCCAAUGGCAGGAAAGUUUUCUAGAGGUUUAGGUCUCGAAAUGGCCUCAGCUCAAUUUGACAAUGGCACUUUACUGCUGUUCUGUGAUGUUGAUCUGGUAUUCACACCAGACUUCCUCCAGCGAUGCAGAGAUAACACUAUUCAGGGAGAACAGGUUUACUACCCUAUCAUCUUUAGCCAAUAUGAUCCGAAAAUAACAUAUGGAGGCAACCCUCCAGCUGACAGUAGUUUUGUUUUCACAAAAAGAAAUGGAUUUUGGAGAGAGUAUGGAUUUGGAAUUACCUGUAUUUACAAAAGUGAUCUACUUACUGCUGGUGGAUUUGAUACCUCAAUUCAAGGCUGGGGACUUGAGGAUGUAGAUCUCUUUACUAAAGUGAUAACGUCUGGCUUGAAGGCUUUCAGAAGUCAAGAAGUAGGAGUCAUUCAUAUUUUUCAUCCAGUUCAGUGUGACCCCAAUUUAGAUCCGAAACAAUAUAAAAUGUGCUUAGGGUCCAAAGCAAGUACGUUUGCCUCUACCAUGCAGCUUGCUGAACUCUGGCUACAAAAACAUUUAGGUGUCAGGUACAAUCAGACUCUCUCCUGACGUCCUAGCCUAUUUGGCCUUUUUAGGGGAGUUUACCUCAUUAUUGUUAGUAUUAUUUGAUCGAUGUAGUUUUAAACUCCCUUCUCAUUGUCUUCCAAAGACUGUUGACCUCAAACAGGAUGAGUCUGCUGUUCACUGAUGUUUCUUAUACCUACUGAACUGGUGAGGUGAACUCCUUCAUGUUUCCUUUAUUUGCAAUUCAGUCAAGUCACAGAAAUCAUAUGAACGCAUCCAUCACAAGAGACUGCAUCAGAAGAAUGUUCUCUUUCAGCUUUGAGAUGCAGUAUCAUCUUUGUUGCAUUUUACAGAUUUAAUGUGAUAAAAAUAUUUACUGGUGAAGGUACCACAAAAGUGCUUUAUGCUUCUUCUGGGGAUGGAACUCUGUAAGAUAAACUUGAGUUUUAUAAUUUAUAUGAGGACUUAUAUGUAUAAACACUACUUUUCUUCAUCUUUAGAGUUUUUAAAGUAAAUGAAUAACUAUGAUUGUACCUUUAUUUUUAAAACAAAAAAAAAAAAGGAAAAAAGAAAAGCUGAGGAGCUACUUGUGAAUGCAGCUGGUACUGGCUACCAAGGUCCUUAAAUGUCUUAUUAUAAUAACAAACUCCUCAUUGUUGUUCACUCUAAGUAUAAAUGAACUUUAUUUUCACAAGGAACAGGAUUUAAUCAAAUGUACACUUUAGAAGAAUUUGUGAACCAACGUCCUUCAUUUGCAGGCAAGGAGAAACUAUGACAACAUGGUCAUGAUAAAGUGCAGGCAUACAGUAUACUUUUUUGGAAACAUAUGGUAUAAGUUGCUGUUUCUGUUUUUAGAAUGAGUCUCUAAUACAUAAUUUUCUUUUACAUUCCUUUCAAAAAGCUGCACUUGAUACAGAAUGUUAGAAGUUAAAGGUGUAUCUUUUUUUUUUAUUUUUACUUUUUUCAUGAAUAUUGGUACUCAGUAGCAAUCUGUUGUUAAAAUAAUGGUAGAAUAAUUAUUUAAGUUGCAAAAUUUACUAUUGCUGGUCAAAGUUCCUUCCCAAUAUAUUUAUGUUAGUGGAGGUUGGAAGACUGUGUUAAGAUUUAUCUCUCUGGACAGCCUGAAGUUGUCAUAUUGUGGAUUCAUGGAGUAAAGUCUUUAAAAUGAUACCAAGAGAAGAAAUAAAAAAAUCAAUUUCUGUA